UAGUGAUCCUUACAUUCAUGCAUAUCUUCUACAAUCGUUUAUGUACCUUUCGGAUUCGGUCUUUUCCUUUCAUUGUAGCCUGAGUCGUGGUGUACAUUGUCUUUACCUAUUCCUCUAUCGUACAGCAUUCAGGUCUCUCGAAGGGGACACAUACAUAAUCUAAUAUUUCACCUUUCCCUAUUCUUGUCGCUAAUACGGUAUACUAUCUCUACCCUACUCCAGUCUCCCAGGUUAGACUUGAGGCGCACAUCAUUAUCUUCGAAGCAUACACCUGCCUCAAUGCAACGCUGAGACACUUGCCCUCACGAGAGGCACCCUGAACAACCACCAUGAAUCCAAGCGGUCAGGGAGAGUUGCCCGCAGGCGCAGCAGCCAUUGAAGAAAACAUCGAGGAAAAGCAAAGAUCUGAUUUGGGAAUUGUCACAGACCAAGAGAAGAGCACAGAAGUGCCACAAGAGAAUCAGCCAACGACCCCAACGUCUUCCCUUCCGAAGUCACCUCCUUCGCCAGGCUCACCAGCGUCUCCAGCCUCCAAUGCGGAAACGCCACCAGACCUCAGAAAGUAUGACUCAAAGAUCGUUCAGGUUCGAGAUGUGCCCGAAGGCGAUGAAGCCCUAGCGCACUUACCUGACCAUGAACGGGAGGUGUUGAGGAGACAAGUGAUGACGCCAGAUGUCAAAGUGACCUACACGAGUCUGUACCGGUACGCCACGACUUGGGACAAAGUAUUCAUCGUUAUUGCCGCGCUGGGUGCUAUUGGUGGUGGAGCUGUCAUGCCGUUGAUGACUGUGAUCUUCGGCAAUCUGAGUGGUUCCUUCCAGGGGCUUGUACUCGGCAACCUCCAGGAAGACUUUAACAGUAUCUUGGUCCGAUAUGUGCUUUACUUUAUCUAUCUAGCGAUAGGGGAGUUCUGUCUCAUCUAUGUCUCCACGGUUCUAUUCAUUUACACUGGGGAGCACAUCACGUCCAAGGUGCGAGAGCAAUAUCUGAAGGCGAUUCUACGCCAAAACAUCGGAUUUUUCGAUAAACUUGGUGCAGGUGAAGUGACGACUCGCAUUACAGCAGACACCAACCUGGUCCAAGAGGCUAUCAGCGAGAAGGUCGGCUUGACUUUGACCGGCAUUGCCGCCUUUUUUGCUGCGUUCGUCAUCGGAUUCGUCAAAUUCUGGAAACUCACACUGAUUUGCAUGUCCUCCGUCGUCACCAUCAUCGUCCUCAUGGGUGUCGGUGGACGCUUCAUGGCCGGAUGGAACAAGAAAUCACUGGCCUCCUACGCAGUUGGAGGUUCAGUGGCGGAAGAAGUGCUGGCUUCGAUUCGCAAUGCGGCUGCAUUUUCUACUCAGGACAAACUUGCUAAGAAAUACGACGUCCACUUGCAAGAAGCGAGAAAAUGGGGUGUCCGCAGCAAAGGAGCUCUGGCUUGUAUGAUUGGAUCGCUCCUCUGCAUCAUCUUCUUGAACUAUGGCCUUGCGUUCUGGAUGGGCUCCCGAUUCCUUGUUGAUGGCGAGACCACUCUCGCUCAUAUCCUCACCAUUAUCCUGGCCGUUAUGAUUGGGGCAUUCUCGUUCGGUAAUAUAGUGCCGAAUGUCCAGCAUCUGGCUGCAGGUGUCGCUGCCGCUGCUAAGAUAUACGCUACCAUCGACAGACAUUCCCCAAUCGAUCCCCUGUCUGAUGACGGCGCGAAGUUGGACCACGUGGAGGGAACUGUGGAGCUACGAAACAUCAAACACAUCUACCCUUCUAGAGCGGAGGUUGUUGUUAUGGACGGCGUGGACCUCGUUAUUCCUGCCGGCAAAGUUACAGCGUUGGUCGGGGCGUCCGGCUCAGGCAAGUCAACAAUUGUAGGCUUGGUCGAACGCUUUUACGACCCGGUGGGCGGCAAGGUCUUCCUGGACGGUCACGACAUUAGUACGCUCAAUCUACAUUGGCUUCGUCAGCAAAUCGCACUUGUUCAGCAAGAACCGAUCCUUUUCAGCCAAACGAUCAGAGACAAUAUCAGGAAUGGUCUCAUCGGAUCCAAAUAUGAGGACGAGUCGGAAGAGCAACAAACACGACGUAUCAUUGAUGCCGCUAGGAAAGCCAAUGCCCACGACUUCAUUUCGUCGCUUCCAGAUGGUUAUGAAACUCACGUUGGUGAGCGGGGAUUUUUGCUAUCAGGAGGUCAGAAACAGCGUGUUGCCAUCGCCAGGGCUAUCGUCAGUGACCCUAAAAUCCUACUGCUAGACGAAGCUACGUCAGCGUUAGACACCAAAUCCGAAGGCGUCGUACAACAUGCUCUGGAAGAGGCGGCAAAAGGUCGGACCACCAUUGUUAUCGCGCAUCGACUCUCGACCAUCAAGACCGCAGACAAUAUCGUAGUCAUGCAAACGGGACGUAUCGUCGAGCAAGGCACCCACGACGAGUUACUUGAAUUGCACAAGGCGUACUACAACCUAGUAUCAGCUCAGCGCAUAGGUGGUGACGACGAGGAUCAGUCUGAGAACGAAAAGGGUACGGACAUCAGUGAUGAUGAUCUGGUUCGCAUUAAGUCCUCAAAGUCUGGCAGCAGAGCACUGGCGGACCCCGAAGAUGAGAAACUGGCUUUGGGAAGAACGAGGAGCCAGAAAUCGGUCUCCUCAAAGGUCCUUGCCGACAAGUCGUCAACAGGCGAUCCCAAAUACUCCCUCUGGACCAUCAUCAAGUUCAUUGCAAGAUUUAAUUCGUCCGAGUGGCUGAUCAUGUCCGUUGGAUUUGUGUUCACGGCCAUUGCUGGUGCAGCGCAACCCGUUCAGGGCAUCUUCUUUGCAAAAUCAAUCAUUGCCUUGUCUCAACCGCUGAUUCUGCGACACCAGAUUCGGCAUGAUGUCGAUUUUUGGGCCUUGAUGUACUUGAUGCUAGCGUUUGUCGAUCUCAUUGCCAUGGUCAUACAAGGCAUUGCCUUCGCAUAUUGCAGCGAAAGCCUGGUACAGCGCGCAAGGGAUGGUGCUUUCAGAAGGUUCUUGAGGCAGGACAUCUCCUUCUUUGAUGAGGACAAAAACUCGACUGGCGCGCUGACGUCCUUCCUGUCUACCGAGACGACGCAUAUCUCUUCAAUAUCUGGAGCCACGUUGGGCACCCUUAUCAGCUGUUCCACGACCCUUGUUGUCGCUAUAGUGAUCUCCCUUGCCAUUGGAUGGAAGUUGGCGCUUGUCUGCAUGUGCGCCUUGCCUGUCAUUCUUGGGACUGGCUUUUUCAGAUUCUGGAUUCUCGCCAAAUUCAGCGCAACUGCUCAAAAGGCCUACGAAAAAUCUGCAGGUUAUGCCUGCGAGCACACCAACGCCAUUCGCACGGUGGCGUCUCUCACCACAGAACGAGAGAUCUACAACGAGUACAGAAGCCAGCUUCGGACCCAGCUUCGCGCGUCUCUAAAGUCAAAUCUGCGCAACUCGUCUCUCUACGCAGCUUCGCAAUCGGCCAUGUUCCUUGCGUUCGCACUCGGUUUCUGGUAUGGAGGGAGACUGUUGGCCAGCGGCGAAUAUACUUUGUUCCAAUUCUUUAUCGUCUUUUCCGAAAUCAUAUUUGGCGCGCAGUCAGCAGGAACAGUUUUCUCGUUUGCUGGAGACAUGUCAAAAGCCAAGAAUGCGGCAGCUGCGCUGAAGAAAUUGUACGAUAUUCAGCCAACUAUUGAUCCAUGGUCCGAAGAUGGCGAAAAAUUGGCCCAUGUCGAGGGCAACAUUGAGUUCAGAGAUGUCCAUUUCCGAUAUCCCACACGACCAGAUGUACCAGUCCUGCGAGGCCUCAACUUGACCGUUAAGCCUGGGCAAUACAUUGCCCUUGUUGGACCUUCCGGCUGUGGAAAAUCGACCACGAUCGCUAUGAUGGAGCGCUUUUACGAUCCACUUGCCGGCGGUAUCUAUGUUGAUGGCAAAGAGAUCUCCGCUCUCAAUCUUAACGAUUACAGAUCUCACCUGGCUCUCGUGUCACAAGAACCUACAUUGUACCAAGGCACUAUCAAAGACAACAUCCUUCUGGGUGCUGAUAGGGGCGAAGUUGGUGACGAACAGGUUAUCCAGGCUUGCAAAGAUGCCAACAUCUAUGAUUUCAUCUUGUCUUUGCCUGAUGGAUUUGCCACGGAUGUUGGCAGCAAAGCCGCUCUACUCUCUGGCGGUCAGAAGCAACGUAUCGCCAUUGCCCGUGCACUUCUUCGCGACCCUAAGAUUCUCCUCCUUGAUGAAGCGACAUCAGCGCUGGACUCGGAGUCUGAGAAAGUGGUACAAGCCGCUCUAGAUGCUGCCGCCAAAGGAAGAACGACAAUUGCUGUCGCCCACAGACUCAGCACCAUCCAGAAAGCUGACAUUAUCUACGUGUUCGACAAGGGUGUCAUUGCAGAACAAGGCACUCACCAACAGCUCAUGGCGCUUAAAGGUCGGUACCGAGAGUUGGUCAGUCUUCAAAGCUUGGAGAAGCAGCGUUGACGGCAUGAUCCGCAUGCAUGAGUGGUACACUUGAUCAUCGUUUUGAUGCAUGUUGAGCAAAGCAAGGGACACUCCAGUCUGUCUCCAUGCAGGGCUACCCUAGACUCCCCUUUGGAGGUGGGAGCACGCCUUGGACAUGUGCGGCAUUCAGGCUCGGAGGUACACCGCAUACACGAGUAGCUUUUGAAAAACCUCUGCGACCACGGAUGCUGUGUGAAUCAGGCGCGAACUCUGCCAAGGGGUGGGAGCCUCCGUUUGUCACGCUAGACAUCAUGUAUGGACAGCACUGUCCUGGAUCAAAUAAUUUCAGCCUGUUGGGUAUACGAAUGUCGUUUCGAUAGACCAUGAAAUGCUCAACACUGAAGGGGAACUAGAGCAUAAAGGAACGAUAUCGACAGAGAUAAGACGCCAUUAUGGAGGGAUUAGUCGGGAACAGUUGUACAGUGGAACAGUCACAACUGUCUAUUCAAUCAUGUUGUCACUCUGCUCCAUAAUAAUCAUACAGUGCCAACCAUCGGAUUGACAUAUUCAUGAUCCUGACUUGGUGAUCCUUGUUCCAGCGCGCCGGCUCAUG
Molecule: messenger RNA, 5007 nt
Organism: Exophiala xenobiotica
Lineage: Eukaryota; Fungi; Ascomycota; Eurotiomycetes; Chaetothyriales; Herpotrichiellaceae
Exons: 4
Coding region: 330-4433 (1367 amino acids)
Biological process (GO): transmembrane transport
Cellular component (GO): membrane
Molecular function (GO): ABC-type transporter activity; ATP binding; ATP hydrolysis activity
Source: RefSeq, a predicted model, not a curated record